Armigeres subalbatus is the source of this 4159-nucleotide messenger RNA. RefSeq names its product myb-like protein P. Bases 136 to 1128 code for a protein of 330 amino acids. NCBI's taxonomy places the organism in Eukaryota, Metazoa, Arthropoda, Insecta, Diptera, Culicidae. The transcript has 2 exons. The record is from RefSeq and is a predicted model, not a curated record.
GCAAGACAGUUGUAUAGCGAAAUUUACAAUACAAUAAUUCCAAAACUCCGAUUUGCUAAGUCCCGAAAUCUAAAAUCAGUAGCUCAAGUGGUUUUAUGGUGUAAAAGAAUUGAAAAUAGGAUACGCCAGGACAGAAUGGCGAGCAUUAUCGAAAUAAUUAAAGUUAUUACGUCGCUGGUACCGUCAUAUGAUGGAAAUCCAGAUCGACUAAACAAUGUCAUAUCAUCUCUGAUCGCAUGUAAAGCAUUAGUAAAUGCCGAAAACAGUGCAGCAGCCAUCCAAACUAUUCUUUCGCGGCUGGAAGGAAAAGCACGGGCUGCUGUUACAGAUGAUCCUUUAGAUAUAGAUGAUAUAAUAAACAGACUUAAAGAUAAAUGUAGUACCACUGCUACACCCAAUUCAAUAUUGGCCAAAUUAAACGCUCUGAAACAGAGAGAUUCUUUCGAAAAAUUUACCCAAGGGAUAGAAAAACUGACCCUCGAACUAGAACGGGCAUACCUUAAUGAGAAUGUUCCACUGGAUACAGCGACUAAAUUAGCCACGGGUGCUGGCAUAAAAGCACUAACUAAUGGAGUAAAAAAUGAUGAAACUAAGCUAUUGCUUAAAGCUGGACAAUUUACUGCUUUGUCUAAGGCAGUGGAAAAAGCUUCCGAAAACGAAGCCGAAAAGCAAACCAACGUCGCAAAUGUUUUCCCGAUUCACGGAAGAAAUUCUCAAAGAGGAACCACGUCCUCCUCUAACAGCUAUCGUAAUAAUUACCAAAAUAACCGUGGAAAUUUCCAAUUUCACCGCGGAAGUUCCCAAAAUUACCGCGGAAAUGUUCAAAACUACCGUGGAAAUUUCCAAAACUACCGCGGAAAUUUUCACCAGAACAGAGGAAAGGCCCACAGUAAUCGUGGAAGUUUCUCCCGGUUCAACAACAGAGGAAGGGGCUAUUUCAACAAUUCGGGACCUGAGAACCGAGGUGUUUAUUAUUACACUCCGGGAAACAUGCAGGUCCCCCAGCAAAUAGUUGGGGGCCAACAAUUCCUACCCCCUCCAGCUCAAACAACAGCAAUUCAACAUCAGCAUCAACAACAAAACCAAUAUCAAAUAGCAUUGGCCAACGUGCAAUCCCCAAGACAUUGAAAAGAAUAUUCAACAUCUCUACAGCCUUAUCAAAUUUUGUGAUCUUAAAAACAGAAGCUACACAUUCCGAAUGUACUUUCUUAAUAGAUUCAGGAGCAGAAAUUUCAGUUUUGAAACCCUCAAAACUAAACCAAGCAAUACACAUAGAUGACCAACAAAUUUGUUCAAUAACAGGCAUACAACCAAAACCAAUAAAUACACUCGGAUCAACCAAUAUAUUUCUACAGCUACCUUACGAAUGUAAAGUAAAUCACCAAUUUCACAUUAUACCAGAAAAUCUUCCAAUACCCACCGACGGAAUUCUCGGACGAGAUUUCCUCACUAAAUACCGUUGCAUUAUAGACUAUGACACAUGGACUCUAUCAAGCUUCAUAAAUGCAAAACUUAUCGAAAUUCCCAUACAGGACAAACUCAACGAAGACAUUUUGAUACCACCUCGUUGUGAAGUAUUUAGAAAAAUUGCCAUUCAAGACCCCCAUAGAGACUACGUUAUUUUGUCAAAAGAAAUACGACCUGGUGUUUUUUGUGCUAACUCAAUAAUAAAUGCCAAAAAUCCUCUCAUAAAACUCAUUAACACGACAAACUACACUGUCAAAAUUCGUGAAAAUCUCUUGAAUCAAAUACAACCUCUUGAAAAUUACAAUAUUUUUUCAAUUAAUCAGUCAACCAUACCUAGCCGAAACAGCAAAUGCAUUUCAGAGUUAAAUUUGAACGACACACCUUGUUACAUUAAAGAUAAACUAAACGACUUAUGCACCAAAUAUAAUGAUAUAUUUGCAUUACAGAAUGACACGUUAACUUGCAAUAAUUUUUACAAACAAAAGAUUAAUUUAAAUAACCCGACACCAGUUUACAUUAAAAACUACAGAACACCCGAAGCUCAUAGAACUGAAAUAGACCGACAAGUUAAUAAAAUGCUAGACGAACAAAUUAUCCAACCAUCAAUAUCACCAUACAAUGCUCCGGUACUACUCGUCCCCAAAAAAUCGGCAAAUAACGAUAAAAAAUGGCGUCUUGUAGUUGAUUUCCGUCAGUUAAACAAAAAAAUCAUCGCAGAUAAAUUCCCUCUACCUCGAAUUGACGAUAUACUAGACCAACUAGGAAGAGCAAAAUACUUUUCAACGCUCGACCUUAUGUCAGGUUUUCACCAAAUCGAGUUAGAAGAAGAGUCAAAACAAUAUACAUCAUUUUCAACUACUUCCGGUCACUACGAGUUCAAUCGCUUACCCUUUGGACUAAAUAUCUCUCCUAACAGUUUCCAACGCAUGAUGACGAUAGCCCUUAGCGGACUACCGCCAGAAUGUGCGUUUCUGUAUAUCGAUGACAUAAUAGUCGUCGGCUGCUCCGUUAACCAUCAUUUGAAUAAUCUCGAACAAGUAUUCCAAAGUCUAAGAAAAUUCAAUUUGAAACUAAACCCAGCCAAAUGUAAAUUUUUUUGUGCUGACGUAACAUAUUUAGGACACCAUAUUUCAGCCGAAGGCAUUCAACCCGAUAAAUCAAAAUAUUCAUCAAUUCUUAAUUAUCCAAAACCCCAAAAUGCUGAUGAAGUUAGAAGAUUCGUUGCAUUUUGUAAUUAUUAUAGACGAUUUAUCCCAUAUUUUUCAGACAAAGCAGCUCCACUAACCGCAUUACUCAAAAAGAAAUCCAUUUUCAAUUGGUCAACUGAAUGCCAAAACUCAUUCGAAACCCUUAAAAAUGAACUUUUAAGCCCAAAAAUCCUUCAAUUUCCAGAUUUUAGGAAACCAUUUAUUUUAAGUACAGAUGCAUCAAAAAUAGCAUGUGGUGCUGUACUAGAACAGGAACAUAAUGGCAUCAGGCUACCCAUAGCAUACGCAAGUAAAAAAUUCACAAAGGGAGAAAGUAACAAAUCAACAAUAGAACAAGAGCUCACUGCAAUUCAUUGGUCAAUUUCUCACUUCAGACCAUACCUUUACGGUCGAAAAUUUACAGUCAAAACUGACCAUAACCCUCUCGUACAUCUAUUUUCAAUGAAGGAUCCGUCAUCUAAAUUAACAAGAAUGAGACUUGAUUUGGAGGAAUUCAAUUUUGAUAUCGAAUACGUUAAAGGAAGAGAAAACGUAGGGCCCGAUGCUCUUUCACGUAUAGAUAUUGAUUCUGAAGUUCUUAAAAACAUGUCAGUUCUUCCAAUGCAGACCAGAUCUAAAUCCCGAAUGACGAAAGAAGCCACAGUUAAUAAAUCAAACGCGGAAAAGAUUGAUCACCUUCACGCGUAUGACUCCAUUAACAAUAUUGAUGCUUUUAAUUUACCAAAACUGACAUUUCAAACUUUGAAUGACCAUAUAAACAUAAGUAUAAAACCAAAAAACUUGAAAGGAAUUAUUGCUCAAGGGCAAAUAUUCCAUCAAAAGGGAAUGAUUUAUCUAAAUGAAUGCAUGAAAUUAUUAAACGAAAUGGCCAAAACUAUAAAAAUAAAUAAAAUUGGGAUCAGUGUAAUGGAUCCAAUAUUUAACUAUGUUUCCCGGGAACAAUUUAAACAAUCAUGCAAUGAGAAUGUAAGUGACGUCACGAUUAUUAUAUACACACCAGCAAAGGUGAUACAAAAUGAGGAAGAAAUUAAUCAAUUGAUAAAAGAAAACCACGAUACCCCUUCGGGAGGACACGUAGGUAUUAACAAAUUACUACAAAAACUAAGGCGAAAUUUUUAUUGGAAAAAUAUGAAAGACAGUAUUUCCAAAUACGUGAAAAACUGCACUUCAUGUAAACUUAAUAAACAUACGAUUAAAACAAAAGAAAUCUUUGAAAAAUCAACUACUCCUACUAAACCUUUCGAAUUAAUUUCCAUUGAUACUGUAGGACCACUUACCAGAUCAAAUAAAGGAAAUCGUUACGCACUAACUAUACAGUGUGACCUAACAAAAUAUAUAACCGCAGUUCCAAUAAUAGAUAAACAAGCGAGUACAUUAGCUAAAGCUCUAGUAGAAAACUUUAUUUUGAUUUAUGGUUGUCCACAAGCAAUCAAAUCUGACAUGGGAACUGAAUAUAAAAACGAAAUAUUCCAACAAAUCUGUAA